Molecule: messenger RNA, 840 nt
Organism: Trypanosoma cruzi
Lineage: Eukaryota; Euglenozoa; Kinetoplastea; Trypanosomatida; Trypanosomatidae
Exons: 1
Source: RefSeq, a predicted model, not a curated record
AUGCGUCGCGUGCUGCUUUUUCGCAACCGCGUGGAUUUUGUGGCGACGCUCCUCCAGCAAGGACGGCUUGCGGAUAUGUUGAUGCUACAACACUUUACGUCGCGGGCGCCUCAGAAGCCUCCGGCAGGCAAUGCGGCUGAAAGAAACAGCGGCGGGACUAAAGUGUCAGUGGGUGAGACAUCGCGUCGGGCGUUGUUAACGAGGUGCGAGGCUGUGAAGGCAAAGGCAAUGUCAACACCCUGCACGGACUGGCUGGCCGACGCCUACGGAUCGGGGGAGUGGUGCGCCCUGUCUGAAUCACGUGACAUGGUGCGGGUUGUGGCGAGUGACAACGACCCCACGCGUGUCAAGUUGCGUGGGACGUUUCCAGUACUUGUGCAGGAAGGCAGCUCCCCGGCAUCCGUCCGCCUCGCCGCGUCGAAAGAAAGCGGGGAGGCUUUAAUAGUGACGGUACCGCUGGUGCAGUCCGGUGAGAAGGUGCGCAGCAGCGCCAUUGGUGGUGGAAUCCGUGCCGUGACGCUGAAGGAGGCGGACGGGUCUGUUGUCUCGGAUGCCGCCACUUCCGUGGAUGCCUUUGCCGCUGAGCAAAACAUUUUAUCUGCCGCGGUGUGCAGCGGCAUACUCGGGAAGCUGGAGGAAAUUUGCGCCCUGCACGCCACACACACGGUGCGUUACGAUGCCCUGUUAGUCCGCAACCCGGCGGUGCAAAAGCGACUCUCGCAGCUGGCGUGCGCCCGGUUCAGUCUGGACGCAUUGAGUUCUUUUGUCGCUUCAGCCGCCGUGGAUGAGCCAAUGCCGCUGGUGGAGUCCGUCGCGCUCCGCAUGCACGCGAAGCACGCG